AUGGCGGCCAAACGCAAAGUUGCAGACUCGAGGGAUGCUCCUCUGAGCAAAAAGACUCGCAUUGCAACCGGAAGCAGUGAGUCCACCAACGUUUCCGACUUCGAAGACGACUCUAGCGCGGGCUUCGAUGCUUCCGCAGACCGCAAGGUCAACUACACAGAGAAUGGCAAGAAACGAGCGGAUAGCGAGGCGAAGAGGUCAUGGAACUAUGUCUGUGAUUUCGAAGGCUGUGGCCAACGCUUCAACCGGCCCUGCCGUCUCGAAUCCCACAUGCGCACCCAUACGAAAGAGCGCCCGUUUGCCUGCCCCCACGAAGGCUGCGAUCGUGAUUUCCCUCGCAAGGACCAUCUCCAGAGACACUUGACCCACUUCCACGCUGUGCCCGAACGCAAAUUCGCAUGUGACUGGGAAGGAUGCGGCAAAACCUUCACGUCCAAUGGCCGGCUGCAGCGACACAAGGAGGUGCACGACUCCAAGUUCUAUUGCACAGGCUAUGCACCCUGCAAGGAGAUUUUUCGAAAGCAAAAGACUCUCGACGCGCACAUCAAGACGGUGCACCUGGAGACGAAGGCAUAUCCAUGCACUGUAGUGGACGACUCAGGAAUCUUAUGCCCGCAUGGCUAUCAAACUGAGAACGGACUCCGGCGACACAUGGCUAGCGCUCACACCAAAAUGGAGGAGCCUAGUCAUUUCUGCAUGCUCUGUCCCACGCCCGGCACUGAUUGCGAAACGAUCACGUCUGCCACAGGCGAGACGGCAUCUGUCCCAACAGAGCCAUUGUCCUUCUCCACUGAAGUUGAAUUGCAAGCCCACAACAGGGAAGUUCACCCACCGACCUGCCCCACUUGCGGUCAGGUAUUCAGUAACCAGUCGAACGUGAACAGCCACAUGAAAGCAGUGCACACGAGCCAAGGAGAGCAGCAGCUAUUCCAGUGCCCAUAUCAAGAGUGUGGCAAGAUGUUCAACCGGAGAGGCAAUUUGAACGCACAUGUCUCCCAAGUUCACGAGAACCAAUAUCGCUUCGCCUGCACCGCAGAGGCUAUGCAGCAGUCUAAGCACCCCGAUCUGAGUGGCUGGAAUGGCGAGAAUGCAUGCGGUAAGCUGUCGAAGACCAAAGCCGCACUGGAGCAGCACAUCCGGACGCACCACCUGGGUCUUCCCAACCGCAAGGCCACCCGAAAGGCUGCAAAGGGACGAAAACGCUUUAUCCCCGAGCCUUCCACGCUCACCCUGCUCACUGGCGUGGGAUACGACGAUGGCCGGCCCAUUACCUGCCUAGUCAACGGCUGCCCCAGUCGAUUCGCACGCGAUCGCGACCUGAAGCGACACGUAGUGGCUGAGCACAGCUACACGGACGCUGAGUGCGAAGCUGCCAUCCUGGAACGCGGAGCCGCGCGCGGCGAACAAUUCUGGAUCGGUGGUCUCGACGACUUCGACCCCGUCUCCAUGAGCGGAUCUACCGAGCCUAGUGUGCCGCAGACGCCGAUGCCAUACUUCGGUAACCCGGCCAUGGAUACGGAUAUGCAAGGUGGAUAUGGCAAUGUCACUGAGGGCGAUGGCACCAAAGACCCAAUAUUGGAGUUUUUGGCGUCCGUUCAACCCUACAAUGACCAAAUGCAGGGCUGA
This is a messenger RNA of Paraphaeosphaeria sporulosa, 1626 nucleotides long. RefSeq lists its product as uncharacterized. Gene Ontology annotation, cellular component: nucleus. The record is from RefSeq and is a predicted model, not a curated record. Gene Ontology annotation, biological process: regulation of transcription by RNA polymerase II. Bases 1 to 1626 code for a protein of 541 amino acids. The transcript has 3 exons. NCBI's taxonomy places the organism in Eukaryota, Fungi, Ascomycota, Dothideomycetes, Pleosporales, Didymosphaeriaceae.